AUGUCCGCUAACCUGAAAUCUUUAGAAUCUUAUUCAUCGAUGGCCGAUAACACUUCUAACAACAGUCCCGUGAAUUUGCUGUCGCUUGAUGGCGGUGGGAUACAUGGGGCAUCUCAGCUCAUCAUUCUCGAUGAGAUCAUGAAGCGUAUCCAAGCAAAGAAGCAAUUGACCGAGGUGCCGAAACCUUGUGAGUAUUUCCAUCUCAUUAGAGGUUCCGGUACUGGAGGUCUCAAUGCAAUCAUGCUGGGUCAACUGAAGAUGUCAGCUGAAGAUGCACUGCAAAACUAUAACAAACUUGCAGCUGCUGUAUUCAGCUCUGACAACCAUAAACCAUUUUACAAGGAUGGAAAGUUCAAGGCAAGUACCUUGGAAGCACAGAUCAAGGAGAUUGUCAAGCAUAGCCAUGGGGGAUAUACUGGAGAUGAGAGUUUGCUUGAUCCAGAUGCAGGAAAGGACUCAAGUGGCAAUGUGUUUGUCUGUGCCAAAACUAUUGUCAAUGUGGAAUCCCCACAACGAUUUCGAACAUAUGUGGGACUUCCCAAUCAAGGCCCAGAUUGCAAGAUCUGGGAGGCUGUCCGAGCUACAACUGCAACUCCAACCAUUUUUAAGUCCAUCAUGAUUACUGAUCCAGGAGAGAUCAGUUCUUUAUAUAUGGAUGCAGGUCUUGGUCAUAAUAAUCCUUCGAAGGAAGUCAGAGAGGAGGCAAUGCAGCUAUUUGGUAGUGAUUGCCAUCUUGAGGUGUUUCUCAGUAUUGGUACAGGUCAUCCUGGAUCUAAUGGGUUUCAGCGGCCAAAGAAUAUAGAGAAGAUUCUAUCUCUGCAGCUGAUAAAAACUAUUACAAAUAUUGCUAUUGAUUGCGAGUCUGUUGCUUUUGACUUUGCUAGACAAUAUAACAACAGUCUAGGAAUAUACUUUAGAUUCAAUGUCAUGUAUGGAACUGGAGCAUUGAAAGUAGAUGAUUGGCAGAGAGGGGGAGAUGUUUUAGCUCAUACAAAUGCCUACCUGAGAGAUUCUGAUGUAGUUAAAAUGAUUGACAAACUUGGAAAGACCUCACACAUUAAGAAUAUUUGGUAG
Desarmillaria tabescens is the source of this 1074-nucleotide messenger RNA. Its product is annotated as acyl transferase/acyl hydrolase/lysophospholipase. Lineage: Eukaryota; Fungi; Basidiomycota; Agaricomycetes; Agaricales; Physalacriaceae. The record is from RefSeq and is a predicted model, not a curated record. Bases 1 to 1074 code for a protein of 357 amino acids. Gene Ontology annotation, cellular component: membrane. The transcript is spliced from 5 exons. Gene Ontology annotation, biological process: arachidonate metabolic process.